Molecule: messenger RNA, 441 nt
Organism: Emiliania huxleyi CCMP1516
Lineage: Eukaryota; Haptophyta; Isochrysidales; Noelaerhabdaceae
Exons: 1
Coding region: 1-441 (146 amino acids)
Molecular function (GO): peptidyl-prolyl cis-trans isomerase activity
Source: RefSeq, a predicted model, not a curated record
AUGCAUAGCCUCCUCCUAGCUGCGGCGUGCGUCAUGCUUCCUACGCACUUGGCGCUGCACCACAUAAACCCGGCUCGCGCUGCUCCUCCACGGAUGGGGCUGUUCGACUCUCUGAGAGAGGCGGCGCGAGAGGUGACGGUGCAGCACAUCCUCGUAAGCAAGCAGGCGGACGCCCUCGAGAUUUACGAUGCUCUUCUCGCAGAGGGCGGCACUUCGGAGGCAGUUUCCAAAGUCGCCUCAGAACGCAGCCUCUGCGGCUCGGCUCGGAAGCGACCUGACGCCAAGUUGGCGCAGCUGAGAGGCAAGCCCGGAGAGCUGCGCUUUCGCCGCGGGUCGAUGGACCCAGAAUUCCAGCGCGCCGCCUUCGAGGCGGCACCAGGGACACUGGUUGCGCCCUUCAGGUCGCAGUCGGGCUGGCACGUCAUGCUGGUGAACGAGUGA